AUAACGCGCGAAAUGAGAAAUGGAAGUAGACUGUAGACAUUCGUCGAUGGUUCUUUUACAGUAAACAAAAUUGCAGAAGAAGAAAAAAGAAAGAAAAAUCAACACUAUGGAGGAGCCACAGAACACAGAGACUGUGGGAGUGGAGGUGAUGGUGAAAGAGGUUGACUCACUAGAGAAGGCUGACUCAGGAAUGGAUGAGGACAGCCAACACUCUUCUGUACAGGACAAAUCAGAAACAACAAAUGCUGGAGAGAUAAGUGACAAUGACAAAAAUCCUGCUCUACGAUUAGAAGACAGUGACGAUAGUGAUGACGAAGACAUUACAAUAAAGCCAAAGAAGAGAAUGAAGACAAUAUUGGAUGAUGAGGAGGAGGAGGAGGAUUCCUCCAUUCCUGGUCCUUCAGAUGAGUCGAAAAACAAAAACAAGGUUGAAAAAACAGCAGAGGAAGUUUUGGAUGCUGUUCUCAACUCUAAUGAUACUGAUGAAGAUUCUGACAGUGAGAGUAGUGACAACGAGUCACUAAAGGCUGUCGCACAGAAGAAGAGAAAGAAGUUGCCGAUCCUGGAUGAGUCGAGCAAUGGUUCUAGUGUCUCAAGCAGAGGUACAGAAUCUGGGCCAUCCACUUCUGAGCAUAAGAAACCAGACUUUGGAAAUGGUGACUUGUUUGAUGCUGAGAGUGACAGUGAUCGUGACAGUGGAGAUGAACCAGCCCAGAGUAGCAAUGAUGAAGCUGAUGAUGAAGGCUUUGACGAAAGUACAAUCGACCCAAAACUGUUGAAGCAAUUAAAGAAGGGAGCAGCCAAAAAGGAGACUGUGCGGUCCAAAAGGAAGGCAAAAGAGGAGGCCAUUCUCAAUAUACAUAGUGAGACCCAAAGGAUGGUCAGAGAGUCUCGUGUAAGCAUUCCUUACCACAACCCCAGCCCCAGGCCGCUGCAGGACUUCCUGGGUCGUGCCUUACAGAAACAGCAGCAGUACAAAGCCUUGAAGGGGGCUAGUCACUCACGUAAAGCACAGUUGUGUGAGGAAGUUUUAUCUAAAACCAGAUUUUCCAGUCCAAAGUUAUCAUCCACUGAUUGCCAGGGUAUGGAGGUAGAUCUGUCGGUAGAUAGGCAAACUGCUGACAUAUCGGACAGUGCUCAGCCUACAGAAACUGGGGUACCACACACAGGGGCAGACAGUGACAAUGACAGUCUGCCAGAUCUUCAGUCACAUAGGGACAAACCUGGUCACAGUGAUAGUUGUCUUGAAAGUAAGUCAACAUGUGGACAAUCUGAGAGUAAGUCAACAUGUGGACAAUCUGGGGAACUUCAAAAGGAACCCAGCAACCUUGACUUCGAUGAAUUACCAGACUUAGUUAUAGAGGAAGAAACAACAAAUACCAAUAAAGUAGAGAAGCUCAAAAUGGAGUCGUCAUUCGAACUUCAAGGUAUUGAAGACUCGAAUAAAAAACCAGAUUCCGAUGUGUGUGAGCAGGACUUGUGUAAGGACAGCUGUGCCAUGGAGGUGUGUGACACCACAGACCAACCUAGUAGUGCUGUUAGUGGAGAUGUGGAUACUGAAGUGUCAAACAAAGAGGACACACCAAGUACAAAGCUGGCUAACCGGGGGACACUUGGUGACCUGUCGUCCCUCCCUCGCUUAAGUGGAGGACCCAACUCUUUCAUCAGUCUGGAUGAGGACAGUGGAGGCUCCACCCCCAAAAAUAGAGAAAUGUCAAUAUUUAUGGAGAGGUUUCUCAGACAUUCACAAAAGAAAGAAAAGAAGACAUCUGAUCAGGAUGUUCAGAUCAGUGUUGUACAAAAAGAAAAAAUGGCCCCUGACCGUGAGGAACUGAAGGAAAGCACAUUCACAUACCAUGCCACACCCAUUGAGGAUAACCCUCUUCUCAAACUGGACACGCCAGGAGCAAAGCUACUGGCUCUUAAGUCUCAACUGUCGGUGGUGAUGGCUCAGAAAAGGGAGAAGAAUCGGUUGAAGCACCAGCAGGUUUAUGACUUGGACAAUGAGGCAGGCUUUGAGGGAGAUGAGGAGGAGGCUUUACUAGAUGAUGAGGCAGAAAUGUCUGACCAUUCCGACACAGAUGUUGAAGAUGACGACUUUGAAGAACAGUUUGGAGAUGCUGAUGAAGAAUUGGAGCAGGAUGAGGAACCAAGAGAGAAGAAUCCGUUCAUGGAUGAUGAGGCUGAAGAAGAUGAGGAAAGCGAGAAAGAGGAUGGUGAUCUCAAUCUUAAGUUACAGUUGUCCGACAAUGAGGAAGAAGAGGAAAAAGAAGAAGAGGUAGUGAAGGCUAUGUCAACCAAGAAGAAAAGCAGAGUCCUGCAGAUCAGCGAUGACGAAGACAGUAAUGCUGUAGCCUGUUCGAUGGACUGUGCCCAGCGAUCCGCCAAAGAGGUGGAUAAUGUCCAGCAGUCGUCUGGUGUCGCAGACAAUGUCCAGCAGUCGUCUGGUGUCGCAGACAAUGUCCAGCAGUCGUCUGGGGUGGUAGACUACGACCAGAAGUCCACAGAUGCAAAGAGUAUUGAAACAGGGGUGUCAGCCUCUCAUUUUCUAGUACCCCACAGUCUGGAGGAGUCGCGGGCAGUGGAGGAGUUCUCUCCCUUCUCCAAACACCUGGCUUCCAUGUCAACUUCCCCAACACAGAAAAAGCGCAUGAACCUGCCCCCACCCAUUGAAGACUCCCAGGAUCUUUAUGGCAACAACCAAGCCCUGCCGCCGACACAGACACAGAGUGAGAUGCCCCUCUUCUACCUGGAGGAUUCUCAAUCACAAAUGUUAGAUGCUGAUGGGUUUUUGAAGGUUGGAUCAACAGGCAAGAAAAACGUGCGUUCAUUUACUCUAGGUAACACAGAUAAUGCAGAGUCAUCUGACAUGGAUGAACUAUUAGGGCUUUGCUCAGGACGAUUUGGUGCUACUCAGAGUGAGGAUAAGAAGUCCUGUAAGAGUCUGUUUGGAACCCAGCAAACACAGGGCAACAUGGACGAACUGCUGGGGCUCUGCUCCGGACAAUUCGCUGGCAGUGGUAAAAUGCCUCAGGAUUCACAGAAGACAGGAAUGAAGCGCAAGUUGCCAUUAGAUGAUGAUGAUGAAGAGGAGGAGGAGGAGGAGUUCAGGAUAGUGAGUGAUGAGGAAGAGAAGUUCGAUCAUAAUGACAAGAAUGAACUGAGUGACGAUGAAGAUGCAGGAGAAGGAAAUGACACAGAUAAUAUCGAGGACAGUGGAGAUGAAGUAGAUGGGGAGGCUCCUAGCAAGUUUACUGGCUUUACUGCUGGCAAUAAACAUGGACUUAUCAGGAAAGAUUUUGUAGAUGAGGAAGCCGAACUGUCAGGAAGUGAGUAUGACAGUGACGAAAACUUGGAUAUUGCUGAAGAGGACGACUUCAUGGAGAUGGAAGAGGGGGACAAAGAUGUGACUGUAGGAGAGGAGGAGCUCCGUAAUCAAGUCGGCCGUGCCCACUUGAAGCAGCUGAUCGAUGAGGAUAAGCGUGAAUUGAUGCGCUUUCAGGAGAUGUACCUGCAGGACGGGGACCUUCACUCGGAGGGGGCAGGGCGCAAACGACAGUUCAGGUGGAGGGACAUUGAUGAUGACACUCAACAAGACAUGUUUGGAAGUGAGUCUGAGGGGGAGAAGGAAGAUGAAGAGGGGGAGAAUGAACUCAGAUGGAGGAAAGAACGAUUUGAACGAGAGAAAUGGCUCAAGGAACAAAUGGAGCAAGAGAAGGAAGGAGAUGAAAGUCAGCUCUUCAAGUUUGGCAAAGUCUUCCUCAAGAGGAGAGAGUCUGACACCAGCAACAGCAGUAUCUCUGUACCCAGAACACCGACGGACCCAGACAUUGCCCCCAAGAGGAAGGACACACCUACUCCCAACCUCUUCAAACUAGCGGGACAGAAACGUGGCUCCUUUCUCAGCCGCGAUAAGGAUUCAUUAGCAAAGAUAGCUGAGUUUAACAAGGGCAGCAGUAUUCUGAAUACAGGUGGUCCGAGAAACUCUCGUAAUCUCACCUUUCAAGUCAUCUCUCCAGGGAAGGAUAAAGAAAACAAGUCUGGAACUAAGGUCUCAAGUGAGAAGCCUACAUUAGGUCCAAGGGUGAGGAAAGCUCAUACUCCUAACACUAAAAAUACACCAGCAGCCAAGAAACCUCGGUUAGAGAAAAAGGACUCGUCAUUCUCACAGAACAGUAUCUUCAACCACAUCUGAGAGCAUACCAUCUUGGUUAGAGGAAAAGGUGUUUUGAUUAUCUCAAAGUAGUAUCAGCAACCACACCUGAAUGGUCUGAUAGAGUGGUUAUGGUGUAGAACUGUGAGAAGAAUAUUCCAGGUCUAUUGGAAACAGAUCUAGAGGUAUACAAACUGUAAGGGGAAUAUCUCAGGUCUGAUGGAAAUGGAGGUGUCAACACUGUAAGGGGAAUAUCUCGGGUCUGAUGGAAAUGGAGGUGUCAAAACUGUAAGGGGAAUAUCUCAGGUCUGAUGGAAAUUGAGUUGUCAAAACUGUAAGGGGAAUAUCUUGGGUCUGAUGGAAAUGGAGGUGUCAAAACUAAGGGAAAUAUCUCAGGUCUGAUGGCAAUGGAGGUUAAGAAACUGUAAGGGGGAUAUUCCAGGUCAGAUGGAAAUAGAGGUGUAUAUUUAGGGCUAGACAUUAAGGGUAGCCCGAUAUUCUGAGACUAGUCAAAAUUUGAUAAUGUUUAUCUUGUUGAAUAAUAUUGUGUUUAGUGGAAUUUGCACAAUGACUAGUAAAAGAUAUUAAGUCCCUAGUCCCCCAAAAUUUCCCUGGGCUUGCCGCGCCUUAGUUAUAAAUAUUGCAUGAUGAAGGAGGCAAUUAUAUGGCAGAAACAGAAACAUAAAAUGGAUACUACUAUCCCAGUUGGACAGUGAGGGGGGAUAUCCUAGGUCUGAUGGAAUUGGAGGUGUAUUGUGUUGGACAGGGAGGGGGAUAUUUCGGGUCUGAUGGAAAUGGAAGUUUUGGUGGUAGCUGUUGGUGUUAAGUGAAACACAGUUGACCGUUGGUUAAACUAAGUAUUGGUGGUAUAUGUAGCUGUCAGUGUGUUGAUGCAGUGUAGUUGACCGUUAGUUAAAUUCAGUUUUGGUGGUAGCUGUUCAUUAUUUGGUACACUGCUAUUUUCCAUUGGUUGAGCUAAGUGUUGGUCGUAGCUGUAGGUGUUUGGUACAGGACAGUUGACCAUUGGUUAAACUAAGUGUUGGUUGUAGCUGGAUGUGUUAAACUGUUUGGUACAGGGCAGUUGACCAUUGGUUAAACUAAGUAUUUGCGGUAGCUGUAGGUGUUUUGAUACAGUGCAGCUGACAGUCUAUUAAGCUAGAUAUUAAUGGCAGCUGUUCGUUAUUUGUAUAGCAUAUUGAUAUUUUAGAAACCAUAGUUUUGUUUACCUAUCAGAAUUUAGUAUAGCAUACUUAACAAUUGGUGUCACUUUCUGUAUGUUUGUAUAAAAUCAAUCAUGGGUGAGCUUAUUCAGCAGCAUGCUGGGGAAUGAACAAAUCUAAAAUGUUUUGAGAAUUUUUAUAUCUAAUGUUUAAUGUAAAAACACAUUUUAUAGAAAUUGUAAUUUAUAAAGGUACAUAACAGUGUGCUGAGUACUUGUAUUUAUAGUAUUUUGUCUUAAAUUAUGUGUAAAAUAAUGAGUGACUAAACAAAUUACAUCUUCUGCUUAAACAUUUAUUUAUAGUGUAUAAAUGUAGUUUUGUAAUAUUGUGUACAUAAUAAUAUAUUAAUUUUACUCGACAGAAUUUGUUCUGAUUUCUUAAUGGUAAGGUCACUUGCCACCAUGAAAAUUUGUAAAUUGUAAGCAGGCAAUAGGCUAUAUGUUUAUGGACGAAGAGAUUCCCAGCCAUUACUGGUUGAUUUUCAUGCUUGUCUAACUCUAAUUGACAAAUUGCAAAUAGCAAAAAAAAAAGUUUUACCAGGUGUCUUUUUAUAAUUUGAAAAUCGACUAAAAUGAUUUAGAAACACAAAACCAAUGUUGUAAGUUUAGGGAACCUUCUUAUCCCUACUACUGUUAUGUCUGGAAAAGCCUUGUUUCUCUUGGAAACACUAUUUUGGUUCUUGAUUGAGGAAAUAGUUGCUGUAAGUCAGGAUUUACGGGAAGAUGAGUGGCAGAUCAUUGUUAUGAGACAUUAAAUAUUUACAGAUUCCAUGUUUAUGCUAGUGUUUUAGGUGUGAGGAAACCUAGAAAAGUCAGGGGGAAAUCUUUGCUUAUUAUAAGAAGAUCUGUAGAGUUAUCAAUGUAAAUUAAGUUUUGGAAAUUUAAAAUUAAUUAUUGUGAAGUAGACAGAAAUUGUGCUACGUAAGUGUGAGUGUUCUAAAUCAGUUAAUUUUAUGUUGAUCAUAAUAGCAUAUGGUGAACGUUGAGGAAUGUUUAUGUUGUAAUAGUUUUGUAAUUUAAAUGAUAGAAGUUUGUAGAUGUGUUUUUGUUGGCAUUUCCUAUGAGAAUGAAGAUAAACACUGUGUGGGGCUGUAUAUAGAAUAUGAUUAUAACUCAAUGACAAUUUUUUUACAAAAAAUCGUAAUUCAAAAAAAUUCCUAUAUUCAAUUAAUAGCUAUUAAAAAACACAUAUUUUGCAUACAAUUUGCUCAUCGGUAUUCAAAGCUUGAUUGAUAAUAAAAAGAAUUUGGAUAAAAUGAAAGUGUUAAAGCAAUAUGAAGGUGAAUUAAAACAUGGAUCAAGACAUUUUUGUGUGUGUGAAUGAAGUGAAGUGAAAUGUAAGGUGUGUGAUUUCUGUGAGAGUUUGAAUGGUUUAUACCACGUCCCUGGUUCCAUAUAAAAUAUUAUAAAAUGA
This is a messenger RNA of Mizuhopecten yessoensis (Yesso scallop), 6786 nucleotides long. Its product is annotated as claspin-like. The record is from RefSeq and is a predicted model, not a curated record. Bases 107 to 4195 code for a protein of 1362 amino acids. Gene Ontology annotation, biological process: mitotic DNA replication checkpoint signaling; activation of protein kinase activity; mitotic G2 DNA damage checkpoint signaling. The transcript is spliced from 32 exons. Gene Ontology annotation, molecular function: anaphase-promoting complex binding. NCBI's taxonomy places the organism in Eukaryota, Metazoa, Mollusca, Bivalvia, Pectinida, Pectinidae.